This is a messenger RNA of Blepharisma stoltei, 687 nucleotides long. The record is from the annotation of a GenBank genome assembly. NCBI's taxonomy places the organism in Eukaryota, Ciliophora, Heterotrichea, Heterotrichida, Blepharismidae.
AUGAUUGCUCCGCUCUCAAGCAGCAUGGUAUUUACUCACAGUAGUGAGAACAUAAUUUCAAUCGGCCUAAAUGCUCCAUUGUCUACAGGAUCAUCAUCAGUUGGCACUGGAACACUCACUCUAUUUAUAGCAAGCAGUUUAACAGGUAGCAAAUGCAAAUUAUCAUCACUAUCACAUCCAUUUAAAGUAACAGUAAAGCCUGGAAAAAUUCAUUUUGACAGCUGCACAAUGGAUAAGCCUUAUACCCAAGGUCCAGACUCAGUUGAUUCUACCCUCACACUCAGAUUUACAAUUCCAAAUUCUAUUCCUACAGGUGGACUAAUUAUGAUUGCUCUGGCACCAGACACUUGGAACUUGCAGCUAUCACCUCCUUUUGUCACAACUUGCCAAGGGGUAGGAUUUAUUGAUCAAUCCUCAACUAAGAAGCAAACAUGUACAGUAACAAGUACUGCAGUCGUCACUUUGUCUAAUUUUUCUCAAAUUGCUGCAGGAUCUUCUGUUAUUGUGAAAUUGCUCCAUUUGGUCCCAUCCUCCCCCUCUGAAACUUUAUUAACUUGUUUUACAUCCAUAACCACUUUUGAUGCAAAUGGUUAUGCUAUAGACUCUAUAGACAGUGAUAUAACGAACUCUGUGGUUGUUGCGCCCUCAAGUACCGUGGGUACUACAAGUAACAAUCUCGUUAUUUAA